This is a messenger RNA of Hibiscus syriacus, 1872 nucleotides long. RefSeq names its product protein DETOXIFICATION 51-like. Gene Ontology annotation, cellular component: membrane. Lineage: Eukaryota; Viridiplantae; Streptophyta; Magnoliopsida; Malvales; Malvaceae. The coding region runs from base 255 to 1850 and encodes 531 amino acids. The transcript has a single exon. Gene Ontology annotation, molecular function: xenobiotic transmembrane transporter activity; antiporter activity. The record is from RefSeq and is a predicted model, not a curated record. Gene Ontology annotation, biological process: xenobiotic detoxification by transmembrane export across the plasma membrane.
ACAACCUCAACUCAUCUAUUAAUAUAACUAUCUCGGUUGCAAAUCAAACCAUUCUAUCUACAUAUCUUUCAACCGAAGCUUAGCAUCCAUACAAAGUUAAAGAGAGUUAAAGGAAAAGAUUUUAGAAAAAAAGAGCUUCUACGAGAGUGCGUCUCAAGUGAGUUUGAAGCCCAAAACAACAAACGGGUUGGCUUCAUCUUUGAUUCUUCUUCUUCACCAUCAUCUUGCUUUACCUCGUUGUUGUCGUCGUCGUCAUGUGUAAUCAAAGCACCGCCGCUACCCUCCCAAACGUAACCGAGAAAUCAUCUCGAUCCCACCUUUACUUCAAUCUCUUACCACUUUCCGACUCCAUAAAAGACCCUGAAAAGCAGCAGCUGCAACACGAAGGAAAUAAUGGAUGCAUAUACCCUUCAAUCUCAGAGACCGCAUCAGAAGUUAAAUCCCUCUUCAAUCUAGCCUUCCCCAUAGCCCUCACCGGUCUCAUUCUCUAUUCUCGUUCCAUCAUUUCCAUGUUCUUCCUUGGCCAUCUCGGGGAUAUCCAACUGGCCGCUGGCUCUUUAGCUAUAGCCUUUGCAAACAUCACGGGAUACUCGGUUCUCUCUGGCCUUGCUUUAGGUAUGGAACCACUUUGUUCCCAAGCCUUUGGUUCUCAAAGACCUAAGCUUCUGUCUUUAACCCUUCACCGCUACGUUGUUUUCCUCUUGUUCACUUCCAUAUUAAUAUCUUUCCUUUGGAUAAGCAUGUUUAACAUUUUGGUAUAUUUUCAUCAAGAUCCUAAUAUCACCCACAUAGGCCAGAGGUACUUGCUUUUUUCCCUCCCUGACCUUUUCACCAACUCCUUCAUUCACCCAAUCCGCAUUUACCUUCGCGCUCAAGGCAUCACCUUCCCGCUUACUUUAGCAACCUUCAUCGCCACCGUCUUCCAUUUACCCAUCAACUUCUUACUCGUCUCCCGCUUCAACUUCGGCGUCACCGGGGUCGCAGCCUCCUCUUCCAUCUCUAACUUCUUCGUCCUCAUCUCCUUGGUUGUUUACAUUUGGGCCUCGGGACUCCACGAACCCACAUGGGAGAAGCCGAGUUUGGAGUGUUUAAGAGGAUGGAAGCCGCUGCUCAAGCUAGCCGCGCCGAGCUGCGUUUCGGUUUGUUUGGAGUGGUGGUGGUAUGAGAUUAUGAUCGUUUUGUGUGGGCUUUUGGGGAACCCAAAGGCGUCGGUCGCUUCCAUGGGGAUAUUGAUUCAAACGACGUCGUUGAUAUAUGUUUUCCCUUCUUCCCUGAGUCUCGCGGUUUCGACCCGUGUUGGAAACGAACUAGGUGCGAACCGUCCUAAUAAAGCGAGAUUAUCCGCUGUGGUGGCGGUGCUCGUAUCCGCCAUGAUGGGCCUAUCAGCUUCGACGUUUGCUUCAGCGAUGAGCGAUAAGUGGGCCCGGAUAUUCUCUUCUGAUCCCGAGAUCUUACGGCUGACAUCCAUCGCCCUUCCCAUCCUAGGGCUAUGCGAGCUAGGGAACUGCCCGCAAACGGUGGGAUGUGGGGUCCUGAGAGGGAGUGCACGUCCUUCCACCGCAGCUAAAUUGAACCUCGCUGCGUUCUACCUGGUGGGCAUGCCCGUAGCAGUUGGGCUCGGGUUCUAUCAUGGAGUCGGGUUUUCUGGGCUUUGGCUGGGCUUGUUUUCGGCGCAGGUGUGUUGCGCUUUGAUUAUGUUGUUUGCGGUGGGAUCCACUGACUGGGACCUACAAGCUAAGAGCGCCCAGAUGCUGACGUGUGUAGAUACAAGGCUACCCGAUGAGUGUGACAAUAAUAAGGGUGAAGAACAUCAGCCGUUGAUCUCCAUUAUGGUGAUUUCGGCUGCUUAAUUAACCCAUGUUUAAUUCGUAG